GAACAUCCUCCAUUAACGAGCUUUCCUCUCGCCGAUUUGUGUACAGGGAGAUCAAAGCAGGACGAAGAACGUACUCCCGUUCUUUUUGCCACUCAUUUUUUGACUCAUAUUUACUAACUGGAUUUUUUAGCUAAGAGGAAAUCAUACAGGGAUGUCGGAGGAUUUGAUGAAACAGCUCAGCAGCUACAAAGCUCAGCUGCAGCAAGUAGAGGUUGCUCUAUCGACCGACCAAGAUAAUGAAGACCUACAAAAACUCCAGAAAGAUUUACAGGAAGUCAUCGAUUUGACAAAAGACCUCCUGACCUCACAGCCCGCUGAGGCAGCCUCAAGUAAAGAGGGCACAGACAUAGUCCCCCAGAAACAAAGCUGGAGCGUGGGGGACAGGUGUUUGGCUGUGUGGAAUCAGGAUGGACAGGUGUAUGAGGCCGAGAUUGAGGAGAUAGACCGGGAAAAUGGAACUGCGGCCGUGACGUUCUCUGGAUACGGGAACGCCGAGGUGAUCCCUCUGGUGAACCUCAAAGAACCAGAGGAGGGGAGGCGCUCCGAUGAGGAUGGAAAGCCCAAAUCAAAGAAAGAGAAAAUAGCUGAGCAGAGAGAGUAUAAGAAGAAGAAAGCCCAGAAGAAGGUGCUGAGGAUGAAGGAGUUGGAGCAAGAGAGGGAGGUACAGAAGUCAAAGUGGCAACAGUUCAACAACAAAGCCUACUCAAAGAACAAGAAAGGACAGGUCAAGAGGAGCAUAUUUGCAUCUCCAGAAAGCGUAAAUGGAAAGGUUGGAGUGGGAACGUGCGGCAUUGCCGACAAACCUAUGACCCAGUACCACGACACGUCAAAGUACAACGUUAGACAUUUAAUGCCACAAUGACCAAACACGCUCACAUGUACAUAAAAAAAUCCACUGUAUACAGGCCGUAUCAGUGCUUUCCAUUGUGUUUAUACAUGAUUUAAGUUUCCCGGGUAAAAAAAAAUUUUAAUUGCUCGCACACCAUUGUUUGAGAUCUUGAUGUAGUUUUUCUUAUAUAUAUUGUGUAGGUGAAACAAACACGAGUGUUUUCCCCUGCACUAGAACCAGGUCACAUGUUAUAUAAGAACAUGAAGUGAUGAUGUUUAGGAAAAGCCAAAAAGUUUGGGUACAGGUUCAAACCAAGGCCAGUCGCCUGCUCAGAUGUGCUGGAUUUCACACGUUGACCAGUUCUUGGUGUAUCUGAACAUUAAUAAUGAUGGUGUUGUACAUAUAUAUAACAGUGAAAUAAACAUUGUUUUGUUUUCA
Molecule: messenger RNA, 1267 nt
Organism: Solea senegalensis (Senegalese sole)
Lineage: Eukaryota; Metazoa; Chordata; Actinopteri; Pleuronectiformes; Soleidae
Gene: smndc1
Product: survival motor neuron domain containing 1
Exons: 6
Coding region: 152-862 (236 amino acids)
Biological process (GO): regulation of alternative mRNA splicing, via spliceosome; mRNA processing
Cellular component (GO): precatalytic spliceosome; nucleus; cytoplasm
Molecular function (GO): RNA binding
Source: RefSeq, a predicted model, not a curated record